Messenger RNA from Coregonus clupeaformis (lake whitefish), 1474 nucleotides. Its product is annotated as zinc finger protein with KRAB and SCAN domains 5-like. Gene Ontology annotation, molecular function: DNA-binding transcription factor activity; RNA polymerase II cis-regulatory region sequence-specific DNA binding. The transcript has 2 exons. NCBI's taxonomy places the organism in Eukaryota, Metazoa, Chordata, Actinopteri, Salmoniformes, Salmonidae. Gene Ontology annotation, biological process: regulation of transcription by RNA polymerase II. The record is from RefSeq and is a predicted model, not a curated record. The coding region runs from base 94 to 1149 and encodes 351 amino acids.
UUCCAGGCACGCACAUUUAACAAGAAGGAUUUGAAAUAAGUUUUCAAUUGAUCUACCUUGCUAAUAAAAUACUAGCGACACUGCAUUCCCAAAAUGUCAAAAAUACAAUUGCUCAAUGUGUUUCUGCGCGAGCGAUUGAUAGCGACUGCUGUAGAGAUAUUUGGAGUAGUUGAAAAGACGAUAGUCGAGUAUCAAGAAGAAAUCUCCCGUUCGAAGGAGGAGAACGAACGGUUACAGAAGCUGUUGGAUUUGGUCAUUAAACCACAAAUCAAGUUACAUAGAGCAGACCCUAGGCAGCAUGUCUCUGAAGAAGAGGUUCCCCUUGAGCAGGAGAUGAGGAGCCCCAGUCUGCGGCAAGAAAGUUCAGAGCCCACACAAAGUACAGAGGAACAGGACCUCAGGACAAGACUGGUAGAAGAGCAACUGCAAAGGUCUGAGUCUCAUAGUCAAAACAUAGAGUUUGUGUUCACUCCUCCUUGUGUGAAAAGUGGGUUUGACCAGGACCCUUGGCCCUUGCACCUUUUCCAAACCCAGAUUGUGGAGGACAAUGAGAAUAAUAAUCUGUCGAGCACCCUAGUGGAACACAUGAAAACAGAACCUGAUGGAGAGGGCUACGGAGUACCAACGAGUGACCCACAGUUCCUGUUUGCAGGAAACGCACACUGUUCUGCAGCUCCGAGUGAAAAUUUGAACCGAACAGAGAUUGGAAGCCCUAUUCAACGGAACACAAAGAGAGGACGACCAUUUAGACAUAUAGGAACGCUGUCAGAACUUAUGAAGAGACGCGCUUUGUAUGAGCGAUUUCGAUGCCAUGUCUGUGGAAAGGGGUUCCCAGCAAGGAAGGGUCUAGGGGACCACAUGACGACUCACACAGGGGAGAGACCACACAGCUGUCACCUCUGUGGGAAAGGUUUCAAAGUGAAGAGUCAUCUGAACGAGCAUAUCAGGGUUCACACAGGGGAGAAACCGUUUGUCUGCCCAGUCUGCGGGAAAGCGUUCAGACAGGAUGCUCAUAUGAAAGGACAUUUGAGGAGGACUCACAAGGAGAACCCAUACAGAUGCCAUGACUGUGGCGAAAGCUUCAGUCAGAUGGGAGAGCUGCAAGUGCAUAGCACUGUGGGCUGUGGUCCGAUUGUGCUGGGCCUUUGACGUUACUGUCCUUUCCCUGAUGCCUUUGGUGACACAGAUAUUCUAGUCUGGCAGCCAUGAGAAGGACCAUUGAAAUGUGUUAUUGAACGAACACAGGAAGCAUCUGUCCACAGAGUUAGAAAAGUUUGAUGGCGAAGCUCCUUUCUUUGCCAAAAUUCAUUAAAGGGAGGGCGUUUCUAGAAAGCAUGUAGCCUAUGUGGGUGGUUGUCUGUACAGUGCUGUGAAAAAGUAUUUGCCCCCUUUCUCUACUUUUACAUAUUUUGGGUACUGAAUGUUAUCAGAUCUUCAACCAAAACCUGAUAUUAGAUGAAGGGAACCUGAGUGA